AUGGUCAACAUUGAGAUUAGCCUUUCGGCCUCGGUCGUUUUCCUCCUCGUAUGCUACUACAUAGCCAACUGCGUGGGCGCAUGGCAACGUCUCCGUCACAUACCCGGGCCGUUCUGGGCACGAUGGAGCCGGAUCUGGUUGAUCAAACAAAUAUACGGCGGGGUUUACAUGGACAAAAUUCAAGAAUUACACGCACAGUACGGCCCUGUUGUCAUUCUAGCCCCAGACUUCCUGUCCGUCAGCGACCCGGGCGAGAUCAAGAGGAUCAGCGGAGUGCGGUCAGUAUGGGGCCGUGGCACGCCAUAUCUUGGAUUUCGCAGCGCACCGGGCAAGGACAGCCUCUUCAGCGUGCGCGAUCGAAAGGCCAAUGAUAAGCUGCGGGGGAUGUUGAUGGGCGGCUACACAGGCAGGAGCGUUGAGAGCGUCGAGGCUAUGGUCGACGAACACGUGCUGAAGCUGGAAAAGCUCAUCGAGGACAAAUAUAUCAUGACGCCCUCGGGCUAUCGGCCUGUGGAUUUCGGCGAAAAGGCCAUGUACAUGACCAUGGAUGUCAUAUCGUGCUUUGCCUUUCGGAACUGCUUUGGCUGUUUAGAGCGGGACAGUGACUUUCAUACGUAUCUGAAAGUCACCCAAAACGUUGCGCGCGUCCUCGCAUCCCUGUGCGUCAUGCCUCUGUUCCAGGCCUUCAUGAGUAGCCCGUCGCUGAAGUGGCUUCUGCCAAAGGGAGGGUUUUUCGAUCCCAUCAUCAAGAUCGCCCGAGCAGCCGUCUCCGAGCGAUACGGGCCGGAUAAGAAGCAAAGAAGCGAUGUCCUGGGCGCCUGGGUCGCCGCCGGACUGACGGAGAAAGAAGCCGAGGUUGAAACUGUCGGGCAACUGGCGGCUACCGCGAUGCGUGCUACAAUGCUGUAUCUUCUCAGUAACCCGGGGGCGUAUCAAAAACUGCAGGGCGAGAUCGACCACUUCGUCAGGUCCAAGGCGAUAUCGCAAACCGCCGUGCUUCCCGAAGGCGAGAUCAAGAACUGGCUGUAUCUCGAAGCCGUCGUCAAAGAGGCGCUGCGCAUCUUCCCACCCGUCGCCAUGAUGCCCAGGAGUGCCGCAGUGACUGAUACACUCUGUGGGCUCACCGUACCGCCAAAUACCAACGUUGACCUUGCGGUCAAACCCGCAUUGCGCAGCACGUCUAUAUUCGGCCAGGAUGCCGACUUGUUCAGGCCGGAACGCUGGAUUGAAGUCGAUGUGGACACAUUUAAACAGAGAGAGGAGACUCUUAGGUUUGUGUUCGGAGGCCCGAGCCGCCGGGAAUGCCCCGGAAAGGGGCUCGCGCUUCUCCAGCUUCACAAAACCUUCUUCGACCUGUUUCGCUGCUUUGAUUUCACCAUUCCAGAUCCCGUCAAUCCAUGGAAGGCUGUCAAUACCCGCAUUUGGAAUAUCUCGGAUAUGAACGUGCGGGUUACUAGAAGGGAGUAA
Molecule: messenger RNA, 1467 nt
Organism: Anthostomella pinea
Lineage: Eukaryota; Fungi; Ascomycota; Sordariomycetes; Xylariales; Xylariaceae
Source: the annotation of a GenBank genome assembly